GUCACGUCGCUGCUGUCCGGGGUGCGGCAGAGCGCGGACAGCUUCGCGGCGUACGCGGAGCAGACGUACCGGGGCCAGACGGGUGGCAUACACGACGAGGUGCCCUGCGCGCUGCAGUGGGCGCAGAACUCCACGGCCGUGUUCCUCGGGGUGAAGUACGCGGCCCGGUGGUCAGCGCCCGGCGCCAUCGAGGUGGUCGACGUGACCGUGAAUUCUUCCGACUGCUGCUUCCAUCUUGGUGGGUACGGCCACCACUCGAGCAUACGGAAGCAUUACCUCGUGAACCUCACGCUGUUCGCUGACGUUGACGCGCAGAUGACCAGCUGGUCCUCCGGCUCCGUCGGCCGCAUGACCGCCACGCUGCACAAGCGGCGGGCCGGCAGGCGCGCCCCGGCGGGGCCGCCCUCUGCGCAGGGAGGCGAGGGGCGCCAUCCGUCCUCGGCCGCCGGGCACGGCAGGCUCGCCGCCCUCGCUGGCAGCCCCGGGCACGAAGCUCGGGCAGUGGAGGAGGAAGCCGGUACCGUGUAA
Molecule: messenger RNA, 528 nt
Organism: Prorocentrum cordatum
Lineage: Eukaryota; Dinophyceae; Prorocentrales; Prorocentraceae
Source: the annotation of a GenBank genome assembly